Molecule: messenger RNA, 4287 nt
Organism: Huiozyma naganishii CBS 8797
Lineage: Eukaryota; Fungi; Ascomycota; Saccharomycetes; Saccharomycetales; Saccharomycetaceae
Gene: YSP2
Product: Ysp2p
Exons: 1
Coding region: 1-4287 (1428 amino acids)
Biological process (GO): intracellular sterol transport
Cellular component (GO): cortical endoplasmic reticulum; plasma membrane; mitochondrion
Molecular function (GO): sterol binding; sterol transfer activity
Source: RefSeq, a predicted model, not a curated record
AUGCCUGAGCACGGUCACAGGUCGCUCAGCGACGGGUCUCUGUUCAAGAAGUGGAAGUUGAAGAAGCAUGGCAAGCACAAGAAGAAGAAGGAGGAUGGGAAGUUGCAAUCGCAGUCGCAGUCACAGUCGCAGAUUGCCACACGCCGCGUCCAGGCACCCGCGGGGGACGCACCCGUGCCGGCGGCACUACCACAGAUCAAAUUGAACCUGCCCGAUAUCGCAUCCAUCCGGACGAGCAGGUCAGCAGCGAGGAGUAGACCGCUUGCCGGUGCGGAACAAGACGACGGGUCCACCGAGUCCGAGGGGUCUCGCGGCGCACUUGACCUUGCGUUUGUGCCCAGGAGGUCGUUGCAGAAUUCGGCGGCCGGGGUUACGAGAAACUCGGCUGUUGGGCAACCACACGGGUUCUUCAACAUCCCAGUGCCUAUCGACUCGCACGGGGAUCACCAGUCGUCAUUGACUGCCGCAUCGUCAGCCAAAUCUGCUCCACCACUAAACAACAACACAGCCCAACCACACCGCACACAGGUACAACACCCUCCGACUCAACUACAACAAUCGCAACCGCCAGAGAGGGACACGUCUACGGGGAGUAUCGUGGGGACUAUCUUGUCAAUGGCUCACAACGCAAUCGGACACCUCCCGCGCGGGGCAGCACACACAGACGGUCCCAUCCAGAGUAUCAACGGGACAAGCACCCCAGAGGAAAGUUCCCCCGUGAGAAGGACCCGUCACGCAGGACAACCCACCAUGGACGACUCCACAAUUGAGAACACGGUUAUCCACCGCAUUCCGAACGCUCAGCAUGCCGGAGACGGAACCACAGGGCUAGAACAACCACCACCGGUUAAAUCUGAUCUUCAGGGACCACCUGUGAACAGGAGCGGGUCGUUCCUGCGGAACCUGGACUAUUUGCUCUCGCCAACAGCUGCAGAUAUAGACAACAUAGAGGAUAACAAGUUGCUCGCGGACGCAAACCCGGACCCAAGACACGCAUUGGAAAGAGCAGAGACUGGGAAAUUCACCAUAGCGGAUAACUCCUCCAAUAAAGUCACUUUCGAGGCCGCCACGCAGGGGUCGAAAGACUCUGCAGGAGAUCUGAGGGAUAGUGUCCCACAGCAGGCACAGGUUCAGCCGCUGCGGGAGGGACAAAACUCCGUAUUGCCCCAAAUCAAACAGGUAUCGGAUGAUCUGGGGGGCAGUGCAAAGAGACCUGCGAUAACAAGCCUUGGGAGCGGGAACCUCACGUUGGACAUCUUCACAAACGAUAACAACACGGACGAGAUGUCGUCGAUGGACCAGCCAAGGAGGAGCACCGAGACAGUCGCUAACGGACAACUGCACCACGAGAAUGCCUCAUCUCAAGGUAUACUGAGACCUGCGCUCGCGAAUAACUACUCGCAGUCGCAACGGAACAGCAGCUACAUUGACGUGACUAAGCACAACCCGAUCAACUUGAGCGUAUCGACGGCAAGCAGAGUGAGAAGCAAAACCAUGCCCACAAACGACAUGAACAACGUGCACGCAAACGAGCCCGUUCAGCCGAGAAGCUCAGAACAGGGGAAAAGAAACUCGGUACACUCGGUCACAUCAACCUCAGAGGAGAAUACCUCCUCUAGGGGUAGAAAACCAAGGACCUCAUCCAAAAACUUCCUCAACAGAAGAUCGUUCUCCCCGGGGAACAUCUCUAAAGUGGUCGUACCCUCUCUGGGACUCAGAAACUCCAUGAGCAGGGUGAAAAACAACCUGGACGUAUCGGAGAGCCUGGGCCAGCAGAGAACCCGCAUGAGCACAAACUUCUCAGGGGGGGCCAACCCGGUCGUCAACGUAGACUACAGCAAGCCCACAGAGUUGAAGGGACUCGACUACGCCUCCGAGAAACGCAACAUCGAGUUCCACAACCUGUUCAAGGAAGCAGACCUCAGUUCACACGAGAGACUCAUUGUAGACCACAGCUGCGCACUUUCGAGAGACAUUCUAUUACAGGGCCGCAUCUACAUAUCGGACCAGCACCUGUGUUUCUACUCGAAUAUCCUUGGCUGGGUUAGUACAGUCAUCAUACCGUUCAAAGAGAUCGUACAGAUCGAAAAGAAGACCACCGCGGGGAUAUUCCCUAACGGGAUAGUCAUAGACACUCUCCACACAAAAUACGUUUUCGCAUCUUUCAUUUCCAGAGACUCCACUUUCGACCUCAUCACAGACGUUUGGAAUCAGAUCAUAUUGGGUAGAAGGUACUUGAAGGACGGCGAAGACGGUGAAGUACCCAUGGACUCACAUAGCUCGUACAGCUUAUCAGGGUUCGAUGGAGGGCUUGGCGAGGACGAUGAUGGCGACGAGGAAGAUGACGACGACGAUGAGGCCUUUGAUGACGAUGAUGACGACAACGCUUCGCUCUUGGGUGUGGAAACUGACAUGACAUCCAGUGACGAACUGAAUCCAGACGAACUGCCCUCAUCCAAGGGUAAGCUGGUGCCCUUCCCGGGUCCAGUGAAACAUUCACCCACAUCGAUGGACUACAAACCCGUAGAUAACGAAAAACUCGUCAGCGAAACCGUUAUAGAUGCACCACUGGGGCAAGUAGCAGAGGUGUUAUACGGCGACGACGUUUCCAGAUUGGAGCUUAUCCUCAAGAGCCAGAAGAACUUUGAUCUGUCACCUAUCCCAAAAUUACUAAAGAACAAAACCAGGGACUAUAAUUACUACAAACCGCUGCACUUCGGGUUUGGACCUAACAAAACCAAAUGUUUAAUCACAGACACAGUUGAACACUAUGACUUGAACGACUAUGUCCAAGUGUAUCAGGAAUCUAAGACUCCUGAUGUGCCUUCCGGGAACUCCUUUACAGUCAGAAUUAACACGAUCAUGACAUGGGACUCGGAUAACACUACGAAGGUCACGGUAUAUUUCCUUUGUGAGUGGAGCUCCAAAAGUUGGUUGAAAAGUGCUAUUGAAAAGGGCGCAUUCGAUGGUGUUUUGGAGACCACCAGGAUUCAAAACGUGGAGCUCGCAAAUUUCGCCAAGAACCAAUCUCCAAAGAUCAGCAAAAGAAGUUCAUCCAAAAGGGCAGGAGGGGAGAAGCCCUCUGAGGACGACAUUGUCUCCUCUUUACCAACACUGGGGCCCCCUACUCAUGACCCUACGGAACCUGAAUACUUAAAGAGCAAAGAGGAUAUCAUCAUCGAACAAUCUGUCAAUUUCAAUGCUCCGCUGGGAACUGUCUUCCAAAUGCUUUACGGUGACGAUACUUCAUACUUGAAGAACAUCAUUGAGAAGCAGAACAAUUUCGACAUUUCCAGUAUUCCUAAAUUUGUCAACAAUGAAAGAGAGUACACGUACACUAAACGGUUGGGGAACGCGUUGGGUCCCAAACAGACUCGGUGCACAUUGAACGAGAAAAUUGAACAUAUGGAUAUUAACAGUUACAUCGCCGUCAGGCAGACAGUAAAAUCGCACGACGUACCUUACGGUAGUGUCUUUACCGUUCACACAAGAAUGUUUUAUUCUUGGGGUCCAAAUAACACUACCAACAUGCUUGUGGUGCUGAAUGUUGUUUGGUCCGGUAAGUCUCUAUUAAAGGGUACAAUCGAGAAGGGCUCUAUCGACGGUCAGAAGGCAGGCACAAAAGUUCUAGUGGAGACAUUGAAUGAAAUAAUUACUAAUGGUUCCAAGAAAAAGGCUAGAAAGAGAUCAAAAACGACAACAAGAGGCAGUUCCACUAGAUCGAAAUUAUCGACACCAAAACAUAAUACAACAGCUGCAACUAGCAGCAACGAUGCGGAUUCGGGUAUGCUCUCCACUGUUAUCUCAAUGAUUGAAAACUUCAACAUCCCAUUUGUGUCCGGUAACAUUGCAGUAGCAAUUUUAGCCGUGUUCUUCAUACUGGUAUUAACCUACAUGUUGGGUCGUUCCUCAAACAGACACGCUUUCGAACUGGCUGGACCGGGCAGGAUAUUAAUCGACGGUCAAGAAUUUUCAUAUAUUCCAAACUUCAAAACACUAUAUCAAGUUUACGAAGACGAAGUUAGGAAAACAGUGAAGGAUAUUGACAGUGAUAAGGCCAACGCUGUACGAAAAUCACAAGGAGACAUAUGGGACUGGAUUGAUGACCGUAGCAAUGGUGCAUGCGGUCAUAAAAUGGAUUCGGGACUUGUCUCGAGGCGGCUUCGGGAAAAAGCCAUGCGGAAUACUGGCAAGGGUAAAAAGGCCAAACAAUUGAAAAAUUCCAUCGAAGUCACUGAAUUACAACUGCAGGAAAUGAGGGAAAUGCUGAGCCGGUUGCAAGACUGA